Molecule: messenger RNA, 1908 nt
Organism: Gasterosteus aculeatus aculeatus (three-spined stickleback)
Lineage: Eukaryota; Metazoa; Chordata; Actinopteri; Perciformes; Gasterosteidae
Gene: camlg
Product: calcium modulating ligand
Biological process (GO): tail-anchored membrane protein insertion into ER membrane
Cellular component (GO): GET complex
Source: RefSeq, a predicted model, not a curated record
ACGUGACGUCAUCACUGUGCGUCGCCUCCCCUCAAACAACGCUCGCUCUCCAUCAGCGUUCACCGUGUGGUUCGGUGGUUCGGGUCCGGGUCGUGCGGCCGUGGGUGCGUUAGUUCUUGUGUUUCUCUUGUGCGGGGUGACAGUGCACUUUGCAGUCGACGCUAACGUAUUUGGAGAUGGAGUCCGGGGAGACCACCGAGGGGGCGAAGUCCGCCUCUCUGUCGGCGGCCCAGCGGCGGGCAGAGACCCGCAGGAGGAAGCUGCUCAUGAACUCCGAGGACAGGAUGAACAAAAUCGUUGGUUUCCCCACGAACGAGUCCGAAAACAACGCAUCAACCCCCCCAGCCGGGUCACUGCUGCGUCCUGCAGAACCUCGCUUCCACCUCGACCUGGACCGGACGGAGCCGUGGUCCUUCUCCCAGAGGUCGGAGGCCUCGGGGCUCGGAAGUCGCUCCCACGGCGCCACGCCGGAGAGGAGGGGCUCGCCGCUGCCGGACUGCAGUGGCGAGCCCCCAGGAGGCUCCCUGGACGCUGACGCUGGGGGGGUCCGUCAGAGGCCGAGGGGGGAGCGGGCGCCGGACGACCUCGGCGGCUCUCCGCGCCAAGGCCUCCAGAAGUACCUCUCCCGCUUCGACGACGCCAUGAAACUGCGGGGACAGCUGGCCAACGAGAAGCCGGCGCAGGAGGCGGGGGCCGAGGCCGAGGAGUUCGAUCCUUUCAGGGUCUUCCGGCUCGUCGGCAGCGUCCUGCUCGCGGUCUUCGUCAGGGGUUUUGUCUGCCGGUUCCUGUCGAUAUUUGCUCCGUUUCUGACCCUGGAACUGGCCUACAUGGGGCUGUUCAAAUACUUCCCAAAGGUGGAGAAGAAGGCUCAGACCACCGUGCUCACCGCCGCGCUGUUACUGUCCGGCAUCCCGGCCGAGGUCAUCAACCGCUCCAUGGACACGUACCGGAGGAUGGCCGACGUCUUCGCCGACCUCUGCGUCUACUUCUUCACCUUCAUCCUGUCGCACGAGGUCCUGCUGCUCGUUGGCUCGGAGGCGCCUGACGGGACGAGAGGCUCGGAGUGACCCCCCCCGUCUCCAUAGCAACGAGGCACAGCCGCUCCGUUGCCGCUGUUCAUGUGUCCUGGAUUCUGCUAAUGCUAAGCUACGUGUGACCAGAGGGUCUGGAGGUUGUUGUUGUUGUUUUAACAGAUCUCUGAGUCACUUUGCUUAUAGAAGAAUGUGCUGCGUUGUUUUGUGGUGAUAUUUAUUUAUUUGGGUGUAAAAAAACAACACAAAAUGUCACAGUUGAAAAGUUUCCCUUUUAAACAAAAGCAGUUACACAGAAGUUUGGGAAACAAGUUUUCUCCUGGGAUUCAUUUCUUUACUUAACUCUUAACUUCUGAUUUGAAUCUUUGAUCCUUUUUUAUCAUUCUAUGUUAACUAUGUGCUCAAAAGAUCUGUUUUCCUUCUUCUGCUGUAACAUCAGGCAGAGAGAAACAUCUGGAUUAUUUUCCGGUAUCACAGCAUUGAGGAACGGCGACGUCCUUCGUCAUGACGAUGAUGAUGCUGGUGAUGUCAUCCUGUGCCUGCUUUGAAUGAGUAGUUCCCCUUUCAGGAAAGUCAGAGGACAUUUAUCAUUUCGCCCUUUAAGGCCCAGCUUUUUAUUUUGCUUAAAGGUGCUUUUAUUGGGGGGAGUUUGGGAUCAUCGGUUAGUUUUUGUGGUUCUGCAGGUUCGUCCCCUCUGGAGCCUCAUUCAUAUAAAUGUUUCAUCGAUACUCUCUUCUGUGCUCCUUGUUUAUCAAAGUGAAUUUCAUUAUCUCGAUCUCGUCUGUUAGUUCUUUCAUCUCUCUUCAGUAAGUGACUCGUUGUUGACGUGAUGUAAAGUUCAAACCAAAUAAAAACUAGAACGUGUGCAGCAGCCUGA